Acanthosepion pharaonis is the source of this 3450-nucleotide messenger RNA. NCBI's taxonomy places the organism in Eukaryota, Metazoa, Mollusca, Cephalopoda, Sepiida, Sepiidae. The record is from the annotation of a GenBank genome assembly.
AUGUUAAACUUCCAUUGGAAGAAGGUCACUUCUGUUUGUCACUUCCGGUUCCCGUCUCCUUCUUUCCAUUAUUCUUGGUCACUGUUCAUCAAUACCUUACUUUCUCUUUUCCCUCGUAUCUCUCAUUUUUAUUUAUUUAUUUAUUUAUUUAUUAAUGCUCUUUCAAACUCCUUUCCAUCUCUCCGACUCCUUCUCUUUUCUUUUUGUCAUCUAUCAUUUAUUUUUAUUUUACUUAUUAAGUCUCUUCCUUUUUUUCCCGCCAUUCUCGUCUACUUGUCUCUUCUCUUCUUACUUUACCUGUCGAUUGCAGCGUCCAUACUGAUAACCACGACAUCAAUUAUAUCUUUCUUUCUUUCUUUCUUUCUUUCUUUCUUGUAUACACCUUUUUCUUUCUUUCUUUCUUUCUUGUAUACACCUUUUUCUUUCUUUCUUUCUUUCUUGUAUACACCUUUUUCUUUCUUUCUUUCUUGUAUACACCUUUUCUUUCUUUCUUUCUUUCUGGUAUACACCUUUUUCUUUCUUUCUUUCUUGUAUACACCUUUUCUUUCUUUCUUUCUUUCUUGUAUACACCUUUUUCUUUCUUUCUUUCUUGUAUACACCUUUUUCUUUCUUUCUUUCUUGUAUACACCUUUUCUUUCUUUCUUUCUUUCUUGUAUACACCUUUUUCUUUCUUUCUUUCUUUCUUUCUUGUAUACACCUUUUUCUUUCUUUCUUUCUUUCUUUUUUGUAUACACCUUUUUCUUUCUUUCUUUCUUUCUUUCUUGUAUACACCUUUUUCUUUCUUUCUUUCUUUCUUGUAUACACCUUUUUCUUUCUUUCUUUCUUUCUUGUAUACACCUUUUUCUUUCUUUCUUUCUUGUAUACACCUUUUUCUUUCUUUCUUUCUUGUAUACACCUUUUUCUUUCUUUCUUUCUUUCUUUCUUGUAUACACCUUUUUCUUUCUUUCUUUCUUUCUUUCUUUCUUUCUUGUAUACACCUUUUUCUUUCUUUCUUUCUUUCUUGUAUACACCUUUUUCUUUCUUUCUUUCUUUCUUGUAUACACCUUUUUUCUUUCUUUCUUUCUUGUAUACCUUUUCUUUUUUCUUUCUUUCUUGUAUACACCUUUUCUUUCUUUCUUUCUUUCUUUCUUGUAUACACCUUUUUCUUUCUUUCUUUCUUUCUUUCUUUCUUGUAUACACCUUUUCUUUCUUUCUUUCUUUCUUUCUUUCUUGUAUACCCUUUUUUUUCUUCUUUCUUUUCUUUCUUUCUUUCUUGUAUACACCUUUUUCUUUCUUUUUUCUUGUAUACACCUUUUCUUUCUUUUCUUUUCUUUCUUUCUUUAUACACCUUUUCUUUCUUUCUUUCUUUCUUGUAUACACCUUUUCUUUCUUUCUUUCUUUCUUGUAUACACCUUUUUCUUUCUUUCUUUCUUUCUUGUAUACACCUUUUUCUUUCUUUCUUUCUUUCUUGUAUACACCUUUUUCUUUCUUUCUUUCUUUCUUUCUUGUAUACACCUUUUUCUUUCUUUCUUUCUUUCUUUCUUUCUUGUAUACACCUUUUUCUUUCUUUCUUUCUUUCUUUCUUUCUUGUAUACACCUUUUUCUUUCUUUCUUUCUUGUAUACACUUUCUUUCUUUCUUUCUUUCUUGUAUACACCUUUUUCUUUUUUUCUUUCUUUCUUUCUUUCUUUCUUUCUUGUAUACACCUUUUUCUUUCUUUCUUUCUUGUAUACACCUUUUUUUUCUUUCUUUCUUGUAUACACCUUUUUUCUUUCUUUCUUUCUUUCUUGUAUACACCUUUUUCUUUUCUUUCUUUCUUUCUUGUAUACACUUUUUCUUUCUUUCUUUCUUUCUUGUAUACACCUUUUUUUUUUCUUUCUUUCUUGUAUACACCUUUUUUUCUUUCUUUCUUUCUUUCUUUCUUGUAUACACCUUUUUUCUUUCUUUCUUUCUUGUAUACACCUUUUUUUUUUUCUUUCUUUCUUUCUUUCUUUAUACACCUUUUUUCUUUCUUUCUUUCUUUCUUGUAUACCUUUUUCUUUCUUUCUUUCUUUCUUGUAUACACCUUUUCUUUCUUUCUUUCUUUCUUGUAUACACCUUUUUCUUUCUUUUUCUUUCUUUCUUGUAUACACCUUUUUCUUUCUUUCUUUCUUUCUUGUAUACACCUUUUUCUUUCUUUCUUUCUUUCUUGUAUACACCUUUUUCUUUCUUUCUUUUCUUUUCUUGUAUACCUUUUUCUUUCUUUUCUUUCUUUCUUUCUUGUAUACACCUUUUCUUUCUUUCUUUCUUUCUUUCUUGUAUACACCUUUUUUCUUUCUUUCUUUCUUUCUUUCUUUCUUUCUUUCUUUCCAAUCCCACUAAUCUUCACCCAUUCACGCUUCCCCCGCUGCCUCUAUCUCGUGCCUCCACUUUUCCUACACCGCGAGUGCUCCCAUGUAACAACCGGGCCACAGAUACCAAUCUGCCUGACCUCUGGCCUCAGAUUCACGUGACUAAGAGCCAAUCACGUGACCAACUGCCAGUGAGAGCCGGUUUUUUUAAAGAUCAUCGACGUAUGGUGGAGGAGGAAGUUAAAUUACCUCGAACAUCCCUAUCAUUUCCUUUGCUCUCAUUGACUUAUUUCCUACCAAUUGCACCCCUUCUCUUUCUCUCUCUCUCUCUCUCUCUCUCUCUCUCUCUCUCUCUGCUUCUUUCUUUUUUACUUUCUUUCUUUCUUUCAUCUGAAGUAACCCAAGGUUCUUUCUUUCUUUCUUUCUUUCUUUCUUCUGAAGUACUUCAAGGUCCAUUCUUUCUUUUUAAUCACUUUCAUUUUUUCCUUCUUUUUCUUUCUCUCUCUUUCUUUCGAAGUAAUCAAAGGUUCGUUUUUCCUUUCUUUCUUUCUUUCUUUCUUUCUUUUCAGUCACUUUUUGCUCCUUUUUUUCUUUCAUCUGAAGUAAUCCAAGGUUCUUUCUUUCUUUCUUUCUUUCUUUCUUCUGAAGUACUUCAAGGUCCUUUCUUUCUUUUUAAUCACUUUCAUUUUUUCCUUCUUUUUCUUUCUCUUUCUUUCUUUCGAAGUAAUCAAAGUAAUCCAAGGUUCUUUCUUUCUUUCUUUCUUUCUUUCUUUCUUUCUUUCUUUCUUCUGAAGUACUUCAAGUUCCUUUCUUUCUUUUUAAUCACUUUCAUUUUUUCCUUCUUUUUCUUUCUCUCUCUUUCUUUCGAAGUAAUCAAAGGUUCGUUUUUUCCUUUCUUUCUUUCUUUUCAUAAUCCAAGGUUCUUUCUUUCUUUCUUUCUUCUGAAGUACUUCAAGGUCCUUUCUUUCUUUUUAAUCACUUUCAUUUUUUCCUUCUUUUUCUUUCUCUCUCUUUCUUUCUUUCGAAGUAAUCAAAGGUUCGUUUUUCCUUUCUUUCUUUCUUUUUUUCUUUCUUUCUUUCUUUCUUUCUUUUCAGUCACUUUGAUUUUUUGCUUCUUUUUCUCUUUCUUUCUUCUGAAGUAA